GGAUUAAAGGUCAACUUAAGAGAUUUCCAAAAUCCUUUAGAAGUGAACCUCUUUUUGAUUAGUGAAAUAAGUAUUAUGCCUGGUUCCCGGAUAGGAAACAAAUCAGUACUAGAAUAUCUUCUUCUUUAUGAUGAUCUCAGGUGCCUGCCGAAAGUAAUUUAUGCUUCUGAGUGACAAUUAGUAGAAUAACUGAGAUAAGUAUCGGAAACAGCCUCUCUGCCCUUCUGGAGUAGGGGUAAGACUGCGUUUGUUGACUUACCUGAUUAGGCAAGCCAUCUUACCCUCCCCAGGCCCCACUUGUGGGAAACUACUGGGUUUGUUGUUGUUGUUGUUUUAGUUUCCAGAUGUUUUGGAUUUGCUAUAUAUCUGUUUUAGGUCAGGAUGUUUUAACAUUGUGGCUGUUCAUGCAAGUAAUUCUGUUUAUUCUUCUUUUCUGUCCAUUUGUUUGCUGUAAUUUUUCGUAACUCAGUGGCAUUCUGUGAUUGUAUCUUCAAUUUAUGAGUACAGUUUCAAAAAUUUUAUUUUCAGUUUCAAAAUUUAUGAGUAGUGUCUCUUCCAGGUUAUGUCUAAAGAUACAAGUUGUGUUCAUCUUUUACUUUUUUCUUGCAUCUCUUUUUAUUUCUGCUGUAAAAAACACAUCUUUUGCAGUUCUUGCCUGCCAUGAUGAAGAUAUAAUAUAUCUACACAAGCCCAACUCAGAAACAUGCAUUUCAAUUUUAUGAGCCAUUAACUGAGAAUACAUGUCGGUUGCAAAGCUCAGAAUAGGUGCUACUCCAGCUGCAAUGAAAGCCGAUGAGGGAAAUGAUUCGCUUGAUACUUUGAUUAGGCAAGCCAUAGGCAAGGAGCCUCUUUUUUCUUUCUCAAGAACAGGGGAUGGUCCUGUCCAGUGGUUUCAACUGCUUCAUGGUUUAGAGCAGCAAGAUAAUGCUGGUGGUUGGCCAAUGCUAACACCGUUAAAACUUCAGAAGUGUGAAAAAUGUUCUCGGGAAUUUUAUGCCCCUAUAAAUUAUCGGAGACAUAUGCGUCUGCAUCGCCGAGCUUUAAACUUUGAUAAGGAAUCUCGCAAAUAUAGGGAUCUGCUGGGAGCAUUUUGGGAUAAGCUCUCAGUGGAUGAGAUUAAGGAAGUUGUAUCGUUGCAUGAUGUUUCAAUAAAGGACCUUGCUGGAUCUUCACUUGUUAAUGACCUGGCAACAUCUCUGCAAAAGAUGGUGAUUUGGGCUCAUCCUCAAGAUUAUUAUAAGGCUGGUUUAGCUUUGUUGGAAGUCAUCCAAGGUAAACCUUCCAAGCUUCCAAUUACCUCUCAGGAAUUAUUUAGCAUCCUUGAUGAUGCUAGCGAAAAAACAUUUUUAUGUGCUGGCACAGCCGAGUCGGUGCAAAAAUAUGUUUUUGACGGGUAUGCUGCCAAAAAAGGUCUCGAGUUGAAAAACUUGGUUGCUUGCGCUAGCUUCCUUUUUGAACAGAAACUGGUAAAAGCAUGGUUCGCAGACAAAGAUGCUGAAGCUAUGAGAUGCCAGAAGUUGCUUUUUGAGGAGGAAGAAGCUGCUCAAAAAAGACAAGCUGAGCUGUUGGAAAGGAAAAAGCUGAAAAAGCUUAGGCAGAAGGAACAGAGAGCAAGAGAGCAAUCAAAUUGGGAAAGGGGAGAUUUGGAGGUACCUGCUGAUUCUUUUGAAGGUCCAAUAGCAGAAUCUUCUGUCCGUUCAGCGGCAGCAUCUGAAUCCAGUUCUAGUACUCCCGAAGUAUCUGAUGAUAUUUCCUCCUGCCUUGAACUUGUUCAAUUCACUAACAAUGAAAAUAUGGACAUUGAAGCCCAACUAAAUAUCUCUCAUCCACACCUGGAUCUGGUUGAAAUUCAGGAUGUUGAACCCCCUCCAGUGUCUGCAAAUAGUCGACGGCAUUUCCCCCACACCCAGUGGCAAGUCGCAAAAUCACAAAGAACAGGGAGAAAUGGUUUUCGUAACAGCCAGAAUCAUGAAGUACAGAAACUUGAACCAGUACAGAAGCAUGGAGUUAUUAAAGACCGAGGUGCCCCUGUUAAUGGCAGUAAGAUUUGGACAAGAAAAAUUAGAGUGCAAAAUGGUGAGCGCUUAAGGCUGGAUCCGCAGAAAGAGGCAAUUGAUCAAGAUCAGAGUAACUGUGAAGUGAUGAUUGGUUCUAUAUCUGUUCCAAUGAAAAAUUGCAGCACACAUGGACAGGGUAACUGUCCUACUGUCGAAAAAGAUAACUUUGAAAGCACAGAGCCAGCCAUGCUACAAAAGUUAAAUCAUGUACAGAAGCCAGCAAAGCAUGAUGUUCUUCAGGAUGGGUCAAAUGGAGCAGCUGUGAAGCUCUGGAGGCCUGUGAGCAGGCAUGGAAGUGGACAACAAGAUCCUGGAGAGGAUGUGAUCUUUGUAAAGUUGGACAAUCGGACUUCCUCCACUGAAAAUAAUUUGCGAUUAUGCUCGAGGGACAACCCUACUGGCAAGAGUAAGAAUUACACAUGUCAGGUUUCAGAUGGAAAUGUUUUUCAAGGUCUGGGAUUUUGCAGUGUAUCUGCGAAAGCUUUUCUAUCUCAGAGAUGGAAGGAGGCAAUCUCGGGAGAUCAUGUUAGAUUAGUCCUUUCCGAUGACACUGAGGUUUCAGGACAGUCCGACAUGCAAAAUGGCAGUUCAGAAGCAGCCCUGUCAUAUGCUGAUCAGGACCAUGGUAUUCUUGUCAAAGCUGACAACCAGCAGGCAAAUACUGGAGAUCUUAGUUUUUCGUCCAAUGGCAACACUAAGGUCAAGUUUAGGCAGAAGCCUGAUAAGUCUACUAAGAUAAAGUACAUUCCAAAGCAAAAACAAAACCCAUAAUUUAGUAGGAUAAAGGUAUUUCAUGGUUAUACCAGAUUGUGCACAGCUUUUACAGUCCAGCAGAGGUUCCGUUUUACCUGUGGUCUUCUGUCAAAGAGUUGAAGGAAGGUUUUCUAGAGUAUACAGUGCCAUUCUCUUAUUGGAGUUGUCGCCGCAUUAUGGCUAGGGUAGUUUUCUUUUUGCAGCUUCCAAUUUUUCUGUAAUAAGUUGGCUUUCUAAAUUUUUUGAUCUCAGUGCUCGUCAUUUUCUGCCGUUGCCGCUCACCAAAUCUCAUGUUUUCUCGGACAAUAUAUGAAUAUAGGAUCAAUUGAUAAGAUAGUCCCAAUUAUUUACUGAA
Messenger RNA from Nicotiana tabacum (common tobacco), 3165 nucleotides. The record is from RefSeq and is a predicted model, not a curated record. Lineage: Eukaryota; Viridiplantae; Streptophyta; Magnoliopsida; Solanales; Solanaceae.